Photinus pyralis (common eastern firefly) is the source of this 727-nucleotide messenger RNA. Its product is annotated as density-regulated protein homolog. The coding region runs from base 102 to 641 and encodes 179 amino acids. Gene Ontology annotation, molecular function: mRNA binding; translation initiation factor activity. NCBI's taxonomy places the organism in Eukaryota, Metazoa, Arthropoda, Insecta, Coleoptera, Lampyridae. Gene Ontology annotation, biological process: translation reinitiation; formation of translation preinitiation complex. The record is from RefSeq and is a predicted model, not a curated record. The transcript is spliced from 4 exons.
CAACCGUAACCCAUCAAAACUGUCAAACCAAAGGGGUAGAGGUUAGAAUAAAUACCGGACGUUAAAAAAGGGGCUGUUUUAGUGUUUUCCAAUACUCAACGAUGACCGAAACGAGUAGGUUAGCAAUGGGCCCGAAACCCGGGGUAAAUUACCCUCUAGACGUUUUAUAUUGCGGAAAUUGUAGUAUGCCAAUUGAGUAUUGCGAGUAUUAUCCCGAAUAUGAGAAGUGCAAACAAUGGCUGGAACGUAAUUUACCGUCAGAGUUCGAAAAAAUUAAGGUGAACGAUGACACGACCGAAGGUGGCGGGGACGAAGAGAAGAAGAGGCAAAAACGCGGUGGCAAGGGUAUGAUGAAAACGAAGAAAAAGGAUGAUGGUCCUAAACAAGUUUGCGUUUCGAGAGCACCUCGUGGUAAGAAGAAGUCUGUUACCGUUGUAACUGGUAUGAGUAGUUUUGGUAUUGAUCUAAAGGUCGCAGCCAAGUUUUUCGGUACUAAGUUUGCAUGCGGUUCAUCGGUUACAGGUGAUGACGAAAUAGUAAUACAGGGAGAUGUUAAAGAUGACUUAUUCGAUGUUAUUCCUGAAAAGUGGCCAGAGAUUGAUGAAGAUUUUAUCGAAGAUUUAGGAGACCAAAAGCGAUAAAUUAAUGUUGUGUUGAGUUUAUGUAGCUAUUUCUUUGAUAAUUAUGUUUUUAUUGCAAAAUAAAUGAUUUUCCUAAUUUAAGCUUC